Hansenula ciferrii is the source of this 648-nucleotide messenger RNA. RefSeq names its product MICOS complex subunit MIC26/MIC27. The transcript has a single exon. Gene Ontology annotation, biological process: cristae formation. The record is from RefSeq and is a predicted model, not a curated record. Gene Ontology annotation, cellular component: MICOS complex; mitochondrial crista junction. Bases 1 to 648 code for a protein of 215 amino acids. Lineage: Eukaryota; Fungi; Ascomycota; Saccharomycetes; Phaffomycetales; Wickerhamomycetaceae.
AUGGCACGCUCAUUCUAUGAAGACGAAGAACACAUAACACCUGUCCCAGGAACUACACAACCUACAUCACAACAAGACUUGGACUCAUUAUCUCCAAGAUUAAUAAAUGGUACUUCAAUUAGAUCACCUUCAUUCUUGGAAAAAUAUUUUACCAUAAUUAGAAAUUCAAUAAAUAAUACAUGGAAUGAAACUGAAUCAAAAUUAGAUUCUUUAACUUCAUCAUAUCAUACUAAAGAACAACAUUUCUCAUCAACUAUAGCUAAUUUACAUAAUAAAGAUGAAGAUUUACUACCAGGUUCUAUAUAUAUUCUUAUUGCUUCAUUAACUGGUUCAAUAAUAACUCGUCGUUCAAAUAUUUUGUUUAGAGGUAUUGUACCAAUUGCCUUGGGUUUAACAGCUUUUAAAUUAACUUUACCAAAUACUUUUACAAAUUCUACAAGAUUUUUCUAUAAAUUAGAAAAUGAAAAUUUACCAAAAUUAACAAAAGAACAAGAUAAAUUUGUUUCAAAUUUAAAUACUUUUGUUAAAGAUAGUGAAGAUGGUUAUUCAAAUAGUGUUGACAAAAUUGGUUCAAGUUUAGAUGAUUUAAAACAAAAUAUUAAGAAAUAUGGUGGCUUAAAUACUGAUGAUGUUGUUACAAAGAAAUAA